AUGCUUGGACUCUGGCAGUCCAGGAAGCCGGUAUUGACCGCUGUGGUCUUGCUGGGCAGUCUCGUCCCAGCUGGGCUGGGCCUACGAGUUACAUCCGGCUCCUCAUGUACGGACAGUUGUAAUAAAUGGGGUGUUUCUACCAACACCACCGCGGACGAGAUCUCGUGUGUAGACACGGCGUUCAACAGCACAGCGAAAGGAGAGGACUUCAAAGACUGUAUUACCUGCGAGUUAGAAAGCACCUAUGAGGAUGCGACCACAGGGGAAACCGAUGUGAACUGGGCACUUUAUAACCUGCGAUUUGCGGUCUCAACCUGCGUUUUCGGAUACCCCGAGAGCAUCUCCAACGUUUCGUCUCCGUGUCCAGUCGCAUGCGGGACAGUCCAAGAUGCCGUGCAGUUCGACAUUGAGGACCCGGUUGUGGGCGAGUUAAGUGCAUGGUGCGACACAACGUCCUUUGCAGACAACGUGAUCAACACCUGCGAGUUCUGCUAUAACCUCACAACCAACCAGAUUUACCUGGCAAACUUCCUCGAGGCCGUCCGAUACAACUGCCACUUCCCCACAACCAGCGGUGAUGAAUUCGCCGUCUCCCCAACAAGAAUCUUCACAGAAUCUCUCCUCCCCUCCAGCCUGUCUCUCACAACCCCGGGCUCGAGCUCCUCCCACGUAAACCUAGGCUUGGUGAUCACAGUCCCCGUUCUCGGGUUCGUGAUUAUCUGUCUUGGCGUCGGAACCUGUUGCUACUUUUUCAUCCGCUACCGCAGAAAGCGCAACAGGCAAAACCGCUACCAAGACCACUUGUUUGCCCGCUACAAUGACACCACCAUCAGCACACCCAAGGUGGGUCAGGGCGAUUGGAGUCAGGAGCAAAUGUACUCUGAUUACCAGGCGUAUGCGCAGAUGCAUGCUGCCGGGUAUGGGCAACACAAUGGGUUCAAUGAGCAAUAUGGUCAGGCCCAUGAGAUGUAUGGCAUCCAGAAGAACAAGCAGGAUGUCCAACAACACGCGGCGGAGAUGAAUUUCCCCGCGCCUCACGAUGGUCCCGAGCUGGCUCCUCAUGCCAUCGGUACAGACCAAAAGCAUCCUAUGUAA
Molecule: messenger RNA, 1095 nt
Organism: Penicillium verhagenii
Lineage: Eukaryota; Fungi; Ascomycota; Eurotiomycetes; Eurotiales; Aspergillaceae
Exons: 3
Coding region: 1-1095 (364 amino acids)
Source: RefSeq, a predicted model, not a curated record